Molecule: messenger RNA, 1676 nt
Organism: Peromyscus californicus insignis
Lineage: Eukaryota; Metazoa; Chordata; Mammalia; Rodentia; Cricetidae
Gene: Etv3l
Product: ETS variant transcription factor 3 like
Biological process (GO): regulation of transcription by RNA polymerase II; cell differentiation
Cellular component (GO): nucleus
Molecular function (GO): sequence-specific DNA binding; DNA-binding transcription factor activity, RNA polymerase II-specific
Source: RefSeq, a predicted model, not a curated record
GAGGUCCCCACAGGUUGGGCUUACCCUGCAUACAAGGAAACUCUUGCCUUAGCUCCUUUUCUGUCCUGGACCCUUCCCUCCUCACCUCCAUUCUUCCCCUUGUUUUCAGCAGGCCUGAGGUCCCAACUCAACCCUUUCUCGCCUACCACACACCAUGUACUGCAGCUGCUUCUCGGAAGGCAUUCUGACCACCCCUGCCAACUACUGGAUCUCAGGUCUGGCCUUCCCUGACUGGGCCUUCAAAGCCGAGUCGUCGCCAGGCUCCCGGCAGAUCCAGCUGUGGCACUUCAUCCUGGAACUGCUGCAGAAGGAAGAGUUCCGCCAUGUCAUCGCCUGGCAGCAGGGAGAGUAUGGGGAGUUCGUCAUCAAGGAUCCAGAUGAAGUGGCCCGCCUCUGGGGCCGCAGGAAGUGCAAACCACAGAUGAACUAUGACAAGCUGAGCCGGGCCCUCAGGUAUUACUACAAUAAGAGGAUCCUGUACAAGACCAAAGGCAAGAGGUUUACCUACAAGUUCAACUUCAGUAAGCUCAUUAUAGCCAACUGUCCUCCAUGGAAAGUGUGGACACCCUCUGCCCCUCACCUGCUGUUGGGGUCCGCUGCCAUGUGUCAGCCAGCCUUGGUGCCUGUGCCUGUGCAGAGUGAGCCCCUACAUAGCACGCUGUACACCCACUGGGCCACCGAAACGCAGCUGGCUGGAGAGAGGACCUCCCGGGAGCCACUGGAAACCUCUGGAGAGAAGGGAAACAGCCGCUUCGAUGGUUUUGGCUCGGCUCUGGGCCCAGGCUGGCAAGGUCCUUGCUGCUGUCUCCUGAACCUCCAAGGUGACCUUCCCAGAUUCGCUUCCUUUACACAUGCACCCUGCCUCUGCUGUAACUGGACCCACCUCUCGGGGCCCAUCUUGCCUCCUUUCUCCUCAAAGCAGCCACGUUCAGGGUCCUCCAAGCCGGGUCCUUGGCUCCCAGGCCCGCCCUGUACGCCAGGUGCCUGGCAUUUUCCAGGACUCCCCCUUCUGGCCAGGCUGAGACAGGGCACCCGAGAGGCUUCAGGGCUGGUUUCUCAGGCCUGAGGAAUUGGUGGUAAAUCCUGGCCCAGGGCCAAAGGGGCACCUGGAUUCCAAUGAGGGACUCUCCUCAGGGACUCAGAGACUCAAACUUGGAAAAGGAACUCUCAUGUCCCCCAAUCCAGAGAACCUCAGAGCCACGUGGCCUUUGGAUCCCCCUUAAUUGGAGAGAAAGAAGUCAAGGGGCGGCCCCUCCCCUUUCCCCCAACUCCGACUUUCCCACCAUCUCCUAGUUGGACACCAGCCAGACUCACUGGAGGACCUGGAGGGUGAAGCUAGACCAAGGUGGGGUAAAUGUGGGCAUGGGGAAACUGAGGUAGUGCCCCCUCCCCUCCUACCAAAUGGUUAUCAGACUAAGGAGACAUUAUUAAUCUCAACUUUUUGGAGGGAAAUAAGAUUAAGGAUUUCCAUCACUGAACGGCCCCAUACCUGGCCACGAGAGGGAAGUAAGGGGCAGGCGGGGGCAGAUAGGGCUGGUUUGGCUUAAGUCUGAGGGUCUCUUUCUUCCUCUGGGUUCAUUUCCCCAUCAUGUCUAAGGUUUCCAGGACCUCCCCCUACCCCUUCACAUGUUUCUCUGCCCUCCCUCUGACUGGAACCUCUGUCCCGGGAAGGCUCU